Molecule: messenger RNA, 10345 nt
Organism: Porites lobata
Lineage: Eukaryota; Metazoa; Cnidaria; Anthozoa; Scleractinia; Poritidae
Source: the annotation of a GenBank genome assembly
ACCAGCCUUUCAAGGUCAGUUCAGUCACGUUGCACUCAAACAGAGGGCUACAUUGGUGAGUCAGAUUCUUAAAUUUUAACUGAUUUUUUGAACUUGACUUUAACAGUUUAUUUGAAUCACUUUCAAUUGACAAUGUUACUUUAAAAACGAGGUUUGUAGUGCGGAACCUCCAGGAAGGCAGAUAUAAUCCAACCGCCCUUCAUUUAAACUUAGUUCUCAGUCUGACACCGAGCCAAAAAUUUAUUUUAAUUUGUUUCUGAUAUUUGGAAAACUUAAAAAUCAUUUUUAUCAUUCUUGAACUCUUUUUUUGAAAUAGUUGCUAGAACGAGCCAUUAAAGAUCUUUUAAAACAGGUUUCAAGAAACAUUCUUCAACUAUUAAAAAAACUUCAGAUGGCUGUUUUAACAAAUCCGAAUCACAUGUGUUGAUGAAAAGACAUAAACCCACACAAAGUUAAAUCUUAAAAUAAGCAAUAGUGUUUCAGGGUUGUUACACGCUCAAUUGACGAAUAUUUACUAGUAAAUCUGACUUCAGCUCAACAACGUAAAUAUCAGCCACCCAAUCAAGUACGAAAAAAUUUUAUAAGUGGCUAGGUUUUCUUAGUUAUAACAUACCAGGACGUCACCGUUGUGCAUACCGGAGAAACUCAAUCAUCAAACGUUGUGGCAAGUUUCCAUUCUAUAUCAAUUAUGUCCUAAAGAUGCUAUUUGUUCUUAUAUCAUAUGGAUAUUUCGUAUCGAAUUGCGACUAGAGUCACUAUGGUUUAUUAUUAACGAGUCCUCGGUACGCGCUCGGUACUUUCACUCUAACGUGAUCUUUUUACCGAUGUCACAAAAAUUAUUGCAAUUUUAAUACUUUUUGGCACUGAAACAAAAACACUUCUUCAUAGGUCGAUUUAUCAAACUUCAUUUAGUGAAAUGUCAAGUUUUAUAAAAAUCAGACUGACCCGAAAAUAUUAAACCGCAAAAUGCUUGCUGCCUACCAUCCAGGAUUUCUUUGUUAAAUUAAUUCAGUCCUCAUUUGCUGGGCAUUUUUGAGGCCGAUUUUUGCAUUGAAAUACUUUGGCGGUUAAAUAAUUUCAGCCUGUAUAGAAAGUGUUAUAUAUUACAAUGGAUUAUUACGCUUGCUCAACUUCCGCCUGAACAUGAUGAACUUCAUAUUCAUAUCUAUUUGUCCUUUGUUUGGUUUUGGUUAAACACCAUCGAUCGAAGGUCCUCAGUUUACAGAGUCAGCUACCCCUUGCGGUACUCUUAUGUACUGGAAAAAAAUUCAUUUAUAUGUUGAUAUUUUACAGUUGAAUUCAGCGAUGGAGAACCAUCAAAAAUCCAAGUUAAACAUCAAACAGCGCUUUUCCUAUGGCCUUGGGAACAUUCUCAACGAAAUUCUCCUUUAUAUGUACCUUUCUUUUUCCAUCAUAUUUUUGAUGCAAGUGAUUGGUUUAUCGGCAUCCCAAGCCGGAUUGGCUAUGCUUAUUGGACAAAUAACUGACGCCUUUACCUCUCCAAUAACUGGUUACUUGGGCGACCAUGUGCAAAUUCCAUAUAUUUCCAAAAAGCUGGGUCAAAGGAAGUCGUGGCACUUAGUGGGAACGGUUAUGAUGGCCGGUGGACUUCCUCUUCUGUUCAAUCGGUGUUUGGUAUGCAACGAUUAUCAGGGUGUCAGUUGGUUGCAACCUUUUUACUAUUAUUGCAUCAUGGUUAUUAUCAAUGCGGCAUGCAACAUUCUGGAGAUCAAUCAUCUUUCAAUCACCUUCACUGCAGCUGGGACAGUGCAAGAAGGCGCAGCGUUAACUGCUAUAAGGUUACAGCAAUAACACUAUUUUCUUUUGUUCACAAUUUCUUGAAUCUGAUUUUUUGGAUUCUGUUCUCUGACUGAAUGUCACCUCACCGGUGGUUAUGAGUGUAUAUUGAAAAUCAACGCAGCUAAAACUGAAGGGUGCACAUUUUUGCCGCAGCUUUUUUUAAUUUUUCAAAUCUGUUUUUCUUUUUCGCUUUGAAUCUCAAAUGGCACCUGAUGUGACAGGCUACCAUAACGUCAGUGAAUAAGUUCGGUUCAAGAUAUUUAAUCCCAGACGUGGUACAUAGGAAUAAAGAUACCCGAAUUUAUGCCGCAAGAGUCGACCCCUUUUUUUUUUUUUUUUUUUUUUUUCUGAUAUAGGACAGUGCUUAGUUUCGUUAGUGGAAUAUACGUUUAUGUGGUUGCCUGGGGACUGCUUGGUCAGGAUGGCGGAGACGAUCUGGGGCCGGAAAAUGUAACACAGUUUGCGGUAAGUAUACCUAAAUAAAGUGACAAUAUGGAAACUACAUAAAUGAACAAAGCAAUCUAAUUGAUUGGAUUUAUGAUGAUGAUGAUGAUGAUGAUGAUGAUGAUGAUGAGAUUGAAUUCAUAAUACCAUAUUGCUCCCUCGCCCAACCAAACACACGUUUUUUAUGGCGCCUGCAUGCUUUUUGACAUCUACCUAGUGGAGCAGGUGUAAUUCAUUUUUAAAAAAACCUAAAAACGUUUUCCUAGAGUAUUCUUGGGUAUGUAUCAGCAAUAAAAGUUUAAAUUGAAAUAACACUAUAUUUAAUCGUAUUUAAAUUAUUUUCAAAUGUUUAUAUUUCUUUCCCUUUCGACGCAGCAUCUUGUAUGGAUUGUCACUGGUACAGGAGUAGUCUUUGCAGUCAUUUUUUACAUUGGAACAGAGGAACCAGCCGUACGCCCUCUAAGAAAGAUCAGCACACUCAUGGAUCCAGUGGUAUGAAGCAAUAUAAGAUAUCGAUUGCGCUGUCCCCGACGACUAGCCAUCUUUCUUAGGCCAUGAACGAUUCGCAACCACGAUUUUUAUCCCUAUUGACUUAGAGCCCAUUCGAGCUCCAGGAAUAAUUGUUAAAUACCUAGUGCUGUUGCGGUUUGUAGUAAUCAUCGCACUUUAUAUUACCUGUAACUAAGUCCAAUCACAUGUCACAAUUCGCCACAAAGCCGUCUAGCACUUGGUAAUAAAAAAAUGUCCACUUUGACACCUCUCCCCAGGAUGCCCAUCUCUCUUUGUUAGAAAAUAUCACCGUACCUUAUAGACUUAAAAAUUCUACCAAUUAAUCAAAUACUUACUCUUGCAUGUCGGCAAGUGUAAAUAUCUACGUUUUUGUCACGUCGGCCAUGAAUUGUCUCAAGAAGAGUUUCACAGUGAUGGCAAUUUUGUGACAUGAAUAAAUCGUUUUUAUCUUUGGCUAGAACGGUGAAGGAUUAUUUCAGGCUAGCCAGUCUGUUUAUUCAAUGGUUUUCGAACAAGUUGAUGGUGAGUUGAAUAAAAUGGAUUACUCUACCUUUAGUUCCAAUCUUUCUGCUUUACUUUCACCACGCAGUGUACGUUGAGACAUGAGCAACGUUAAUAUUAGUAUAUUGAGGUCUAAUUUGUCGUUAAAAGGAGACUUUGUCAAUGUAACGAUACCUAAGAUGGAGCUCAAACUCGUACAUCAGCAGGGCCAAUUUGUUAAAACUUUUACAAGGUAUAAUGUAAUUUACAAGUGUUGCUAUUGUUUUCAUACUAUCAAACAAUAGCUACCCUUGUAAAUUACUUUAAUUGCUUACAAUAUGAUCAUUGUUACGCGUCACAAGUAACAACCGAGUAAGGGUCUGGGCUCUUUAGUUUCUUACGUGCAGAUGCUGUGAAAGCGGCGAAAACGCUCUUCCCAUAAACCUGCCUUCUCGAUCAAUUCCUUGCGACAAGAAGUAGACGAUAAAGUCAACCAAGAAAGAAUAGCUCCCAUUAUGGGCUCAUGAUCUGGAGGGAUCCUGAAAAGAAAAAGAUAUCCAAAAAAAUAUUUCUUUAACAUCACGGGCCAACAUCCGGUAAUAUUGGAAGGUAAUAUCAAGGAAAGAGAGGGGAUGUCGUUUUACCUCUUUCAGUUAAAAGGCACUCUGUACUUGAACACGAUCUCUUUGUCGAAAAGCUCAAUAUCAGUAAUAAGACGAAAGUUACUGCAGUUCCUUUUAAUAAGGUAUAGAAAAAAUUGAAUUUUUUAAAAAUAUUUCUUUUAAGAUGCCAAGAGGAAAACUUCGACCAUAGUCCACUCCCUUGUUGACAUUUUUAUGUCUUCGGUGGAAAACACGGAAGUUGUCGAUCAUAAAGCAACAACUGCUACACCAGCGUCUAAAAAGAUAAGUGUGGUACAACGAUUUGUGGAAGCUCUCUUUUCUAACGGCGAUGGAAACAGUCAUGAAGAUUCAGAAGACAAACUUCAAAUUUCUGAAGUCGCAUCAGGGGCGUCAAGUAAUCAAGAAAAACCCGGAAGCGGUAUGUAAAAUGGUAUUUGCGUUACUGUUUUUACAUUAUCUAUGGCGGGGGAUAGUGUUUCUGGCUUUAAAUGUAAAUAUUUAUGAUGUUUGAUGGAUGCAUCAUCAACAUUAGUUGAAUUAACCUUAACAAACGUCAUUUCAAAAGGAAACCCCGGUUUAGUGGUGAUUAAAACCGUGUCAGCGGUCGCACUAUGAUAUUCUAUUUAACUAUCAUAAAGUGCAACUCAAGUAAUCCUAGUGAGAUUUAGAAAACAUUUAGGCAAAAUUUACAAGGGUAAGAAUCCUCAGGCGUUAUGGUAGUUCAAGCGAAAUGACGCUAUUGUACGAAUGUCAUUUCUCCUGUAGAUCUGAUAACCCACGUAGCAAGACUGGACCAGGAUCGCAAAAAGAGUCUCGUCUUUCGCUUAGUAGAUGCGCUUCUUAAUAAAGAGAGUCAAAGACAACCAGAAGCGACUAGCAUUGUGGCCGAAGAAGGGCAAGUGGAUCUUGAAAAGGAAAGUAACAAGCAGAAUACGAACAUUUUUGAAGACGCGACAGAUUGUACUGUAUGGUAAGCGUUAAUUUCUUGAGUUGAACACCCGCUUUUUUCAAGUACCCACGUGACAGUUCCAGAGUACAAAAGCAAGACCCUAUUCUUAGGCUUCAAAGUGGUUACAACGACCUGUCCGCACAAGUUUUCUGUCACUUCCGUGGCAAUCCACUGCUAUGGAUACCCGCAUUUCUCCCGGCUACGCUAACGUUUUAAAAUGACGUCUGACAGGGCAAAUACGCUGAUACCCAGGAACUAGUAUCCAGACACCAAGAGUGAUUACAUAGCAUAAGGUGACGUGCAUAAAGUGGCAGUUGUUAUGAAAGGUUGAGGGCUUUAAAAUCAGUUCCCAUCCACAGCCUCAUCACCGACUGCACCUCUUAGAGUUUUGUAAAUCGCAAUCUUGCACCUGAAAGAGUCUUGUAUCGCGACGUAUUUUAUUUCAUUUUAUUUUUUAGUGUUCCCAGUGAGUUAAUCUUUGCUCAUAUUACUGACAGGAACGGAACGAAAAAUACAGAAAUAAUGGAGGGAAAUGAAGAUCAUAAUAUGAAAACAAGAGAAGAUGAUUUCAAUGGUGCUGACAGAGGAUAUAGCCGGCGUCGGAGAAGAGGCAUGUCUUUGGCUCCAGAGGAAGCCUGCAAGCUUGGAAUACACAACCUUGGUUACCAAAAUGAAACCUGUGGGCUGGAGAUGAGAACAAUAAACGAAGAAGAGGCCAUUGAGCCUGUCGGUGAAUGCGAUGCAAUUAUCCAUGGUUUCGAAAAACAAAUGUCACCUUUUACAGAAACAAAACCGGGUAAAAAAGUGAGUUUCUCUGUUCCAGAAAGGAAUGAAGUCUGUAAUUCAGGAAUUUAUCCUCUUCAGGAUUUAGACAUGACAGAAUUUUCAGACAAAGAGACGCAAAGAAAACUGAGCUUAUCUGAGCUGGAAGAGAACGGAUCUGUGAAAAAAGAGACGGGAGAUGAAUCCGAUGAUAAAUCGUGUAAAUCUGCGAUUACUGGAGGAUCUGAAAAGAGGAAACCAAAGACGACGAGGGAUUGGUUGAAGACUCCUGGUGUUUACAAGGUUGGCAUCUCUUAAUGUGAUCUAUGGCAUUUUUGUUCAUUUUAAUUUCUCUUUAAGUCUUAUCGGUAUAUCCCCUUAUGAAAUGACUUGCCUUUAAAGCAGCUGCAAGAUUGACGUGUGAGAAUCACAUCAUUUGUAAAUUUACCGAGUCAAUUAUAUAUACCGAAAGGCUAACCUUUGCCAACACCUUAAGAUACCUGAAUAGCGUACCGUUUAACAAUAUUGGUUAAGUCUCUUGUCAGUUUAGAACCUUAUGCAGUUCACACAAACAAGUAAACAACAAAUUUCAUUUUUCUGUCAAAAAUGCAAUCACUCAAUACAUUAAUUGGACCCCAAGAAGGCUGUAAGGUAUUAGCCCUGUUUAAAACAAAAUCGUACUAAAAAAUAAAGUCAUUGACAAAUUUAUCUAGUUUAUUUCAUUAAUUAGGUCGCCGUUAUCGUCACGUGUUCUCGCCUUGUGCAGGAUGCGGUUUAUGCAUAUUUGCCGUUGUACUUGACAGAAAGACUGGGCUUUGGGAAGGUAAGACGAAUAAUCUUGCACCCUUUUUGCCAAUGUGUUAAAAAGUAUCUUCCAUCAAUGGCUCUACGAUCAUCACACCGUUCGCUAAUUUAUACACCCCAGCCUUAAAAUCUAAACUAACAUCGACGGAGGACGGCGUUCUCCACCACAAGUUCUGGAAAACCGUCCAAGAAUUGUGUGACAAAAUUGAUGCAGAAAACGUUGCUGCAUUUAAAACAAAACUUAAAACAUUUUAUUUAGCAAAUAUUUUCAUUAGCCUUUAUUCUUAACAUUAUUUUUCGAAGUAUUUUAACUUUGUUAUAUACAAAACUGCCUGUUAUAUCACUGUCGGCUAGGACUAAAGAUCUUUUUAUUUAUUCUAUUUUUAUUCAUGUAAAGCCCAUUGAAGUCAGAAAUGCGCUUAAAGACAACAGUACCUCUGUGAUAGACUGAAUGUUUCAAUGUGAUAGCAUCCACACCGCUUUUACAUAAAGGGGUCAUUAACCCUUAAAUUUGUUCACUGUCAGAGAGCUUGAUGGAGUUUUGUAAGGUGACUCUUACUUUUGAGUCUGUGGACGAAAUCCUGUGAUGUGACCAUUCAAAUGAAAGAUCUCUGCCUGCACUUUCACAUAAGUCUAUUUGUUUGUCAAAAUUUCACAAAAUGAAAUUUGAACAUUUGGUCGAAUUUCCUUUUUUGCUAAAUUUGGCAGUGAAUUAGGGUUAAUUUUCUUCUCAUUUCAUUUUACUUUGAGCUUUUUGUCGAUUCUUUUGCAGCAAUCCAUUGCCUAUUUUCCCAUUGUUCUUCUUGUUAGCGGAGCAAUAGGCAGCACUAUUUCAAAUAAACUUAACUCCAAACUGGGAAACAUGGUAAGCGGCUUUUUCCUCUUUUCAAUUUUUCUAUACAUGUAACAAGUUAAAUAGUUCAACUGAUUUUAAAUUAAAAAUAAGGGAGUAACAAAAUAUUUGCAACUUGCACUGCUAAGCGAGACGAUCUCCUUACCGGCUUUUAUCGGAACUCCCGCUGAGCAAACCCAGCCGCUCGCUCCUGACUUUGAUCUGUAUUUGAUAUCUUUCCUCAGGGAACUUACCUCAUUGGAUCUCUUCUCGUGAUUGGUGCAUCUGUAUACUAUUAUUUCCAAACCACUGACUUAAAACUGUUCACAUAUGCGCCCGUAAUCCUAACAGGCAGCGGCAUGUCCAUCAUGUACGUCAUGGCUCUGACGUUCGCCGCAGAACUCGUCAAAGCAGACAAGGUGCGCCUACGUAAGCAUUGUAUGGAAAUAGAGUAAUGACCGUAAUUUAAGACAAAGCUAUUUGAUUUUACAAAAUUUAACCUAAGUACUUUGGUCAAGAUAAUUGAGUUACCACCCGGCCUCUGACUGUUUAAAAAACUGAGAUACUAAAGAAAUUCUGAUUGGUCAAAAUAACUGGAAAACCAACGCGCGUUCUAAGUGGUCGAAAUAACUGACAGAGAACAAGCGCUCUUAUUGGUCAAAAUAACUUAAAGUCACAUGCCUAUUGACUGGUCAAAAUAACUGAGACGCUACAGGUGUCCCCACCUGGUUAACAAACUGAUGAAAAUACUUAGCUCGUUCUGAUUGGAUUAAAAACAAUUGUAUAAUAUAAGAGCCUUGUAGCCAAAAUCCAACUGUAUAAGUUCUUUUAGCUAUAGUCACUCUCUUAAAAUAAAACGUCAAGACAUAAAGGGAAAAUCUAUGCAGACCCGUUUCCAACUUGCUUUCGUAAAUAGAUUUCCGGUUAACCGGAAUACGCAUGAAAGACCGCGGAAAUGGACUCGUCUCCCUUUAACUUAGACUUUAUAUUAGAGUGCCACAAUUAACUGAUAAAGAGUCCACUAUGAUCGAACUAUCAGAUCAAGAGAUCAGGCGCGGCUAUUUAUAAACACAGCCAUCUCCUAAACUUUCAACAUAUAAAGCUACCAGCAGGUUAAACGUAUAUGCGUUUUUUUUUAAGUAUCUGAAAUAGUUGUGCUGUCUUUUACAGGAAACUAGUGGUUCGGCAUUCGCCAUCAUUAUUUUUCUAGGGAGAAUAUCCAGCGGUGGUUUGCUGAUGGCCAUACAAGAGUUUUAUCCAGAAAACGGGUGAGAUUAUUAGUGGAUCUCCUACCUUAAUUUGAAAAAUCCAUAUUUUUGUGGUCGGGUGAAAAAUUUAAUUUAAUUAAGUGCCGAUUUCUAGGAACGUUUGUUCUCGGCUGGAUCUUUACUGUUUUCUCUGUUUUGAUGCCAGGAAAGGCUGCAGAUUGCCAUGGUUACGGGUGGCUAGAAUAUACAUGAUUUGGGUGAUUAAAAUGUCCCGCUACCUUGAUGCGUCUUUGUCAUUUCUGAGGCAUAUACUAAAAGCUGCCCCUUUUUAUUCCUAGUUCGUCAAGCCAAACGCGCGCAAGAAAAAAUGCCUGGAGGGCGAUUUUUAGUUAUUUAUAAUUAUUUUAUUUUAUUAUAGCUCUACGUCCAAUUUGAGUGAAAGCGACUACGUGCAUCAUGUAUUUUCUGUAGUUCCCGCUCUAUUGGCGCUUGCUGGCUCGCUGAUGGUUUUAUUCUUCCGUCCACCGUCAUGUCGUACAAAAAGAGGUUGGUACGGUUUCAAGCUUUCCAUGCAAUUAUGUCUUAUCACCAGCUAAGUUGGUUAAGAUGUAGCUUCUGUACAAUAAUUUUUAAUAAACACAAUCAAUAUGACAAAAAUCAUCUCUGGACACUGAUUAUGUCAAUGCAGUUUGUAAAUGAAAUUGUGAUCGAAUUUCAUCUCCUUUGCUAGACCACCCUGUAUGGAUUGUUUUACAUCAGCCUUUCGUAAACUAAUGCUGUCGUUUGCUUGUGCUAUAGAUAUAUAAUGUUAAGAGGCCGUUUCUUUCAAUUUAACUAGCCUGCCAAAACAGCCGUUUCACCUCGCUCCACACCACUUGGGACGUUUCGCCAGAAGAGACUCUCCUGGAGAAACGUCCCAAGCGGCGAGGAUUGGCUGUUUUUAAUUGGUAGCCGGGCUAAAAUAAAUUAACAGGCAUCAAUUUCAGUUAGUGUUGCAUUUCUUUUGCCCAAAUAUACAUUAUGGUUGUAUCUAGAGGGGGCCGAAGGGUAGGCACCCCCUUCACUCUUUUUUUCUAAAAUUACUUGUUCUAUAUAAUUUUAAGUUGAACUUUUCUUCAAAAAACUUAAUUUAUCACUAUGCACUCAGACUUUUUUCUAAAUUUUCUGGAUCUUACAUCACUGGCAUUGAUCGUGUACGGAAACGGAACAAGAGGAGCAGUGACCAGUUCGUACGUGGCGUUUAAAUUUCCAUUUAUGUCUCUAUGAAACAACCUCAGUCUUUCAUAUUCUUAGUUAAUCUAUAAUGCCUCCUGGCUAGAUUAGCUUUUUAGCUAUUUUCCAGGUGGCUUGUACCUUACAUAAGUAGUAGUGUCUGUUUUUUGUUUUUUUCGGUGUGUGGUAUAAAUAAAAUUGCUGUCUUGUCUUGUCUAACAAACGCGUUGUUCAUUUUAGGAACAUCAAAUUAUCUAUUCAUUGUAAACGGCACCCUGCUUGUUUUAUUUGCUUGUUUGUUUGUUUGUUUUUCUUGUAGAAUAUUCACUUGAUGAAAACUCUCAAGUUCGUGAUCAAUCAGGAGCGAGUCACGUUCAAUCAUUCAACGUUGUCGUAGAACCUGAGAGAGAUUAGAGGGACGCCGAGUUCCUUUUGGAAUAUCUGGACAAAACUGAAGAGAAUCCUAUCCAGCCAUUCAAUUUUGGCUUCUUCACUGGACGACAAGUUCGUUUUUAUACCUCACCAAGGUUCAGUAGAGGACGCGGCUUACUCGAUCGUCUUGCCAGUUUUUCUUAAAACAAUGAACUGACUCGGAACCAAUUGCAAGGAAGCUUGAUCGAAAAAGGAAAUCGUUAUAUGAUCAUAUUACUGUUUAAUAACGCAGAAAUUAGCGUAGCGUUGUUCAUAAUAGCUUGAAAUUUAAUAAAUUUGUGAAACAACA